ACGCCAGCCUGAGCCCCUUUAAGCUGGAGCCCUUGUACACCACCUCCCCCUCGGCCAAUGGACAGCGCAUUUGCUUCACCGUCGCCCCCGUUCAGCGCUGCCCCGCGGAGGAGCCCUGCUGCAGCCAGGCCGACUUUUACAAACUGGAAAUCCGGGUGUACGGCCUCGCCCGUGACAUGGCCCUUUUCAAGCUGCCCCGCCUCAACCUGACCACCACUAAUGCCACCGGCGCCAAGAUUUGCAUCACGCUUCGGGAUCCAUGUCCCAACAUGGCGGCUCUCUGCCCGGAGGGUGACGGCAGCUGCACCUAUGCAGUCGGUCAGUCGGCCAUUCCGCACAAGUGCUGCCCGGUCAACAAGCUGAGUCUGCCGCCGCCGCCGCCCCCCGCCGUACCGCUCAUUCCCGGCGUCAGCAUCCCUCCCCCGCCACCGCCCCCACCGCCCAAGGCGCAUGUCAGGGCCGCCGCUGCCAUCACCGGCAGCAGCAGCGCCAGCAGCAGCAGCUCUGCUCAGUCCCGGCGUCCGGCGCCGUACACGGGAACCUUUCCGUACACCAGCAACUGCAACCAAACCAGCGGCCUGAUGCCCUUUCGCCUAGCUGCACCCGUACUCAGUCGUACAAUUUCUGGUGGUAAUGUGUACUGCUUUUCACUGGAGUCCUCCACCUGCGCCGACCCCUCGUCUUCCUGUUGCUCGUCCAAUCUGCUUCGAGUUGACUGGUGGAGCUAUGACACAUGCCGAGGCAGUGUCAGGGCCUACGUCGACAAGGUGUCGUACCCGGUCACCUGGGACCAGGGUGGCACAUUCCGACUGACCAAGCUCAACUACUCGCGGGAUGAGGUGGCCUCCCGACCCAAGCAGCUCUGCAUUGAGCUGCGUAAGGACGGACCCUGCGACACCCUGGGCAGGUUUUGCCGACUGGGGGAGAGCUCCGGCAGCUGCACCUACGCGCUCUAUGACGGCGCACAGACCUGCUGCCCCACGGGCGCCACACCGGGCUCUUCUAGGUAG
Molecule: messenger RNA, 1010 nt
Organism: Volvox carteri f. nagariensis
Lineage: Eukaryota; Viridiplantae; Chlorophyta; Chlorophyceae; Chlamydomonadales; Volvocaceae
Exons: 4
Source: RefSeq, a predicted model, not a curated record